AUGCGACUCAAUGUCCUCCUUCUCGCAAUACUCGCGACUCUAGUAACAGCAGAUUCAGUGUCGUCUUCGAAUGCCAAUGGCGACUGUAACACUGGCUUUGUCGUCUGCGCGCCUGCAGGCGCCACAUCCGCAACGACCCCGCAGAUUGGCGAUGCAGCGUUCGCGAACCUCUUCACCGACAUUGUGCAAUCCUCCCUGCCAGCCUUCAAACGCUCACUAUCUGACCGAGCCGUGGCAUCCUUGUGCUGCAACGCGCUACUAUCCUGCCUCACAAUAACCGCACUUGGGCUGCCCAUGUGUUACGACAAAUUUACGACGAACUUCUUCCUCCCCGACGGCAGUCACGGCACCAUAGUAGGCGGCUCCUACACUUCAUCUUCCGGUGACCACGCCAAUCUCGAAACUGGUGAUUACACGCUCGCCAGUGGCCAGACAGGGAAUAUCUAUUCGAAGGACCCAGCAGCAAAACCGAAUACAGCAACACUCCCAAUGCCAACCCAGUUCACAGCCUCUGGAGUGGGCUCCGCGGUCCCGAUCUCCAACCUAGGCAGCCAGGUUACUCACACGUAUACGACUACGAUCCCAGAAAGUGUCGUUCCAGCGGUGACCAUAUCUCCGAGCACGGUCUCUGGCGUUGUGUCGCAGGAGACGAUAUUGUUGCCAAACACUAUUUUGACGCUUGUCUCGGGGUCGUAUGUCAGCAAUACGGGGGCUGUGACUUCGCUGUCUACUUUGACAGAGCCCGCCUCGAUCAUUCCGGGGACGACAUUACCGGCCAGCACAGUGAGUGCAAUCGUGACGGUGGUUACUACCACACAGGUGGGUGCUAUUCAGAGCUCCACGACACCGAGCGCUACUACGAAGAAGGGCGGUGCUGGAAGAAAUAAGAGAUCGGGAAUGGGAUUGAUUGUUGUUCUGUUGGCCGGUCUUGUUAUGCUUUGA
Messenger RNA from Hyaloscypha bicolor E, 942 nucleotides. RefSeq lists its product as uncharacterized. The record is from RefSeq and is a predicted model, not a curated record. The transcript has a single exon. Lineage: Eukaryota; Fungi; Ascomycota; Leotiomycetes; Helotiales; Hyaloscyphaceae. The coding region runs from base 1 to 942 and encodes 313 amino acids.